Molecule: messenger RNA, 387 nt
Organism: Protopolystoma xenopodis
Lineage: Eukaryota; Metazoa; Platyhelminthes; Monogenea; Polystomatidea; Polystomatidae
Source: the annotation of a GenBank genome assembly
GUAAGUAAAAUCUCGGAGAGCGCUAAAGACUUCACGCUUCCACAACUCUCUCAGUUUGCAAACUUUCUCCGGGAAAAGUUGUCUGAUUUUGGUUUGGAUAAUUCCCUUACCAAAGAGACUGCAAAGGCUAUUGAAAAAAUGAAGGAAACUCCCUGGCUCGACGUUCCUUCCAUAAUUGCUUUGAAAAAACAUCGUCGUUUAUAUGCGGCCUAUGAAAGAGAAAAAAACGAAAAGGCUUUAGAAAAGGCCUAUCGAGCCAGAGAAGAAGCGCAUAGUGCUUUGAUUGCUGUUCGUGAUAGAUGGAGGCUUGAAAUGGAUAAUGAUGGGUGGUCGCAUCUUAAACGCCGACAACCCGAACGAGGUACAUGUCUUCAUGGUCAAUUAUAA